AUGGCGCUCAACAAUUUCCUCUUCGCGCAGUGCGUGUGCUACUUCCUGGCCUUCCUGUUCAGCUUCGUGGUGGUGGUGCCGCUGUCCGAGAACGGCCACGACUUCCGCGGCCGCUGCCUGCUGUUCACCGAGGGCAUGUGGCUGAGCGCCAACCUGACGGUGCAGGAGCGCGAGCGCUUCACCGUGCAGGAGUGGGGCCCGCCGGCCGCCUGCCGCUUCAGCCUGCUGGCCAGCCUCCUGUCGCUGCUGCUCGCCGCCGCGCACGCCUGGCGCACGCUCUUCUUCCUCUGCAAGGGACACGAGGGCUCCUUCCUCUAUGCCUUCCUGAACCUCCUGGUCAGUGCUUCCGUGGUCUUCCUCGUCUUCAUCGCCAGCACCAUCGUGAGCGUGGGCUUCACCAUGUGGUGUGACGCCAUCACUGAGAAGGGCACCGUGCCCCACAGCUGUGAAGAGCUCCAGGACAUCAAUUUGGAGCUAAACGUGGACAACUCUGCCUUCUAUGACCAGUUUGCCAUCGCCCAGUUCGGCCUCUGGGCCUCGUGGCUGGCCUGGCUGGCCAUCACCAUCCUGGCUUUCCUGAAAGUCUACCACAACUACCGCCAGGAGGACCUGCUAGACAACCUGGUCCAUGAGAAGGAGCUGCUGCUGGCCAGGCCGACCCCCCGCGCGUCCUUCCAGGAGGAGAAGAGCGCCGUCAUCUAGGUGUGGCCAGGGGAACCCGGCCCUGGAUGCCCCCUCGCCCCGCCCAGGGCCCUCGGGCCAACCCCGGGGACGGUCUGCCCGGCCCUGCCUGCCCCUUGCCUUGCAUGUCUCCCCUCGGCUCUGUGCGACGUGAGCGACCCCGCUCACCCAAGCACCCCAUUCCCGCCCUGAGUGUGGUGGUGAGUGGGGCCGGCGCCAGCCCUCCCGUGGGGACACGCAGAGACUGCGGGACCUCCUCCGGGCUUCCCGCACACGCAGCGCACCUGUCCAGGGGGCACAGGCUGGGCGAGCCUCGGUGCGGGGAGCGCCCACACCGCUUGGAUGCCUCUGGCCGCAGGGCUUGCAGCUCGUGCCUCUGCUGGAUGCCGUCUCCACACUGGCUUGCCCAGGCGUGAGUCUGUGCCCGAUUCUGUGGCAGCAGCCCGUGUCCCCAGGAUGACCCCAGCCCGCGAUGGCCGCACACCACUCUGGUCCCUUGCUCCUGAGCAGCGCGUGGGAGCAGGGGGCCCACUGCAGAACGAGCUCUCUGCCGUGUGUCUCGACCUCCUGGCUCUGCACUUGCCCCCCCGCCUCCGUAGGGCCGAGUCCCUGGGUGGCCGGGCCUGGGUCUCGGCAUCACAGGGCCGGUCAGGUGGUGGCCGGGCGGCCAUCCUGGGAAGUGGCUGUGCUGCCAGACCUGGGAGCCCGCACCCCGUGCCACAGGACUUGCUGGGGGAGCCACGUGUGCCCCUGCCUGGGAGGAACCUGGGCCCCAG
Molecule: messenger RNA, 1457 nt
Organism: Nyctereutes procyonoides (raccoon dog)
Lineage: Eukaryota; Metazoa; Chordata; Mammalia; Carnivora; Canidae
Gene: TMEM179
Product: transmembrane protein 179
Exons: 4
Coding region: 1-702 (233 amino acids)
Source: RefSeq, a predicted model, not a curated record